Rhododendron vialii is the source of this 5003-nucleotide messenger RNA. RefSeq names its product putative disease resistance RPP13-like protein 1. Gene Ontology annotation, biological process: defense response to other organism. The transcript is spliced from 2 exons. Gene Ontology annotation, molecular function: ADP binding. Lineage: Eukaryota; Viridiplantae; Streptophyta; Magnoliopsida; Ericales; Ericaceae. The coding region runs from base 96 to 4409 and encodes 1437 amino acids. The record is from RefSeq and is a predicted model, not a curated record.
UUCCAUUUCCAUGAUCAAUCAGGCAUAGCAUACCUUGGUUUUGCAUCUCUCUCUGGUUCUCUCCACCUCACAACUUUCUUUUCACACGUCAAACAAUGGUUAUGGAAAUCUUUCUCACCUCUUUCGUUGAGGUUCUGUUUGAGAAGUUGCUGUCCCAUGAUCUGUGGGACUUUGCAAAGAGGGAGCGGAUUCACACCCUGCUGAUGAAAUGGAGUAGAAUGUUGGAAGAAAUAGGGGCCGUGCUUGCAGACGCUGAGGAGAAGCAAAUGACUGAUCGAUGGGGGGUCAAAUUGUGGCUGGAGGAUCUCGAGGACUUGGCUUACGAUCUCGAUGACGUACUGGAUGAGUUCUCCACUGAAGCUUUGCGGCAAAAGGUGAUGGAAGAGCCUCGAGCUAGAACAAGCAAGGUAUGUGCCUUCGUACCUAGUUGCUUUACGAGUUUCAAUCCAAGCACCCUAGUGUCUGAUUUUAGGAUGAGGUCCCAGAUAAAUGAUAUCACGACCAGGUUGAACGAUCUUUUUGAUCGUAGAGCGAGGCUUGGCUUGCAUAUUGUUGAUGCCGGGCCAUCUGCUAAAGCUCCACAAAGGCCACCCACUUCAUCUUUGGUUCAUGAACCUUGUUUAUAUGGUAGGAAUGGGGAUAAAACGAAAAUACUAGAGGUGCUCCUGAGUGACCAGUCGAGUAAUGAAAAAGUUAGAGUAGUCCCGAUUGUGGGUAUGGGUGGGGUCGGUAAGACCACCCUUGCUCAAGAUGUCUACAAUGAUGAAAUGGUGGGGAAAUAUUUUGAGAUGAAAGCCUGGGUUUGCGUAUCUGAAGUUUUCGAGAUUGUGGCCGUGACAAAAGCAAUUCUUGAGUCCAUCACGUCCCAGACUUGCCAUUUUAAUGCAUUGGAUCAAAUUCAAGUUCAACUAAAGAAGGCUUUGACGGGGAAGAAGUUCUUGAUUGUUCUAGAUGAUGUCUGGAACAAAAACCAUGGUGAUUGGAUCAAUUUAAAGAGCCCUUUUAGUGAUGGAGCCUCAGGAAGUAAAGUCAUGGUAACAACACGUAAUAGGGAUGUUGCAGUGAUGAUGGCCGGAAUAGAUAAAUUUCAUUCCUUGAAGCAACUAUCAGAGGAUGAUUGUUGGUCAGUGUUUGCACAACAUGCGUUUGAGAAUAGAAGUACAGACGAAAGUCCAAAUUUGGUUUCAAUUGGUCGAAAAAUUGUGAAAAAAUGUGGAGGAUUGCCUUUGGCUGCAAGAACACUCGGUGGCCUUCUACGGUGUAAAUUGAGAGAUAAUGAAUGGGAAGAAGUAUUGAAUAGCAAGAUGUGGGAGUUAUUAGAUGAGGAAAGUGACAUUCUUCCAGCACUAAGAUUAAGCUACUAUCACCUCCCUUCACACUUAAAAAAGUGUUUUGGAUAUUGUUCUAUACUGCCUAAGGAUUACGAAUUUGAGGAGAAGGAACUAAUUUUCUUGUGGAUGGCGGAAGGCUUAAUUCAAAAGCCCACGGGAAAAAAGCAAAUGGAAGAUCUUGGAUGUGAGUACUUCCAUGAUUUGUCAUCGAGGUCAUUUUUCCAGCCGUCAAGUAGUGGUAGAGCCUCACUAUUUGUUAUGCAUGACCUAAUCAACGAUUUGGCUCAGUCUGUUGCAAGAAGAACUUGUUUUAGGGUGGAGGAGAAGCUUGAAGACAAUGAGGGGGACAAAAUUAUCACUAAGGCUCGCCAUUCAUCCUACACACGUGACUAUCGUGAUGGCAUACAAAAGUUUGAGGCCUUCCAAAAAGCUAAAAAUCUGCGAUCGUUUUUACCAUUUGGAUCCAGAUAUCAAGUUGAUUCCUACUUGACCCACGAUGUUCCCCUCCAUCUAUUGCCGAAACUUAGACGUUUACGCGUGCUCAGUUUGAGAGGUUAUAAAAUAGCUGAACUUUUGAGUUCGAUUGGAAAUUUGAAACAUGUUAGGUUCCUUGACCUUUCAUGUGCAUUGAUUGCCACAUUACCGGAAUCAAUAUGCACUUUGUACAACCUCCAAACACUAAUAUUGAGGGAUUGUAAAAAUCUCAGCAAGUUGCCUUUAUACACAAGUAACCUUAUUAACUUGCGUCAUCUUGAUGUUACUGGUGCAAAUUCCUUGCAAGAAAUGCCACCAAAAAUAGGUAACUUGACAAGUCUCCAAACAUUAUCAAACUUCAUUGUUGGCAAAGAUAUUCGGUCUAUGAUAAAUCAGCUGGGCAACUUGAUUCAUCUUAGAGGGACACUUUGCAUAUCGGGGUUGGAGACUGUAACAGAUGCUUUGGAUGCCAAGAGGGCCAAGUUGAAGGAUAAGCAAGGCUUAGAUGAGCUAUUGUUGAAUUGGAGUUACAACUCCGAAAAUUCUAGUAAUGGAAGUGCUGAUUCAGAAAUCCUUGACAUGCUAGAACCUCACAAGAAGUUAAAAGUACUUACUUUUAGCGGUUACCAAGGCCUAAAAUUUCCGACUUGGGUGGGAAAUUCUUUGUUCUCUAAUAUGGUCUCCUUGAAGUUCCAAAAUUGUAACAAAUGCACUUCCUUCGCACCUCUGGGGCAGCUACCCUCACUUGGAACACUUCAAAUUGCAGGGAUGCAAGCAUUAGAGAAUGUUGGACUUGAGUUCUAUGGGUCGGGCUGCUCAAAUCCUUUUCCAACUCUAUGGAGAUUAACCUUCGAGGACAUGCCCAAAUGGAAAUACUGGUCUCCUUUUGAAGUCGAGGAGGAAGCUCAAGCAUUUUCUCGCCUGCAACAACUCUCCAUCAAAAGGUGUCCCAAGCUUUUGGGUAAACUGCCUAGCAAUCUUCCUUGCUUAAGAAAUCUAGAUAUUGAAGAGUGCCCACAACUGGUGGUUGCAUUGAUUCCAAGCCCUAAAGAGCAAAUUGAGGUGAGGAAUACACUUUACUUUGGUUCACUUAUCUCUUUAUCUCUCGAAAAUGUUUCAAUUCUGGCUUCCUAUGGCAACCCACAAGAGGGUAAUGAAGCAGAGAAGGAAAAUGCAAUGUAUAGCCAUUUGAGCUCGUUGACUUCCCUAUCAGUUCAAAAUAUUCAGGGUCUCACGUGCCUACCCAAUUGGUUUUUUCAAGGGCUGACAGGAUUGCAAGAACUCUCUCUCUCUGGUUGUAAGGAACUUAGAUCGUUGUGGAAUAAUGAAGUCAAAAUACACCACCGUCUCUUUGCCCUCCGACGUUUGGUGAUUAAAAGAUGCCCCCUACUUAUUUCCUUGUUUAAAGAAGAAGAGGAAGGGCUUCAACAACAAAAGCAGAAUGAGGAGUUGCCUUACAUAAUGAUGCUGGAGUACUUGAAAAUAGAAGAUUGUAAAAAGUUGGAGAAGCUGCCACGAGGGCUGCACAACCUCAAAUCUCUUCGAGAGCUUAUCAUCAACAAUUGUCCAUGUCUCAUCUCUUUUCCAAAGACCGGUUUGCCGUCUACACUGAGAACACUUCGAAUUGACAAAUGCGUCGCUCUGCGGUCCCUACCUGGGUUGAUGAUGCUGAAUUGCCUCGAGAAAUUGCAGGUUUGGAAGUGUCCAUUGCUCACAUACUUAAGUUGCUCUAGAACUGGGCUACCGCCCUCUCUCAAACAGCUGGAUAUUUGGCGUUGUGAAAAUCUGAAAUCACUAAUAGCAGAGGUGGGGAUGAAAAUCAACUGUCCAUCUCUUGAAUCUGUUGAAUUAUGGCAAUGUAAAAGCCUCAAAUCCUUGCCGGAUGUGAUGCAAAAUGAUGAUUAUAAUGGUGGAUGUCUCAGGAGUCUUAGUAAAUUGUGGAUAUCAGGGUGUGAUAAUGUGGAAUCUAUUCCAGAAGAAUGGUUCAUCACAACCAAUCUGAGGGAAUUGUAUAUCAAAGGGUGUAAAAGACUCAAAGGCCUGCCACACCAUGCCUACAACAACCACCACCUCACUUCACUUCAAAUCAGCAUUGUCAGCAUGGGGAGUAAGUCCCUAUCAGUGGGAGGUUUGCACAGAUUGUCCUCUCUCAGACGACUCUUCCUUGAAGAUUAUGGUGGGGCGUCAUUUCCACCGGAAGAAGAAGAUGAUAGGAUGAUGCUGUGGUUGCCCCCUUCUCUGAUCCAACUGUAUAUCCAAGAUUUUCCAAAUAUGGAGAAGCUGUCGUGCAAGGACUUACAAAAUAUCCCCUCUCUUGAAGAACUUCGCGUCUCGAGGUGCCCCAAGCUCACGAUCAUUACAGAGCUUGGGCAGCUUCCCUCCCUUUCAGAACUGUGGAUCAAGGAUUGCCCCAACCUUGCAACAUUUUCUGCAAAGGGGCAAGGGGGGCUGCUGUUGCCUCCCUCGCUUUUGUAUUUGAGGAUCGAUGAAUGUCCGAUACUGAAACAGCGGUGUGAAUUAAUGAAGAAAGGCCAUUAUUGGCCCCUCAUUUCUAACAUUCCCCAUGUCGAGAUUGAUGGCAGAUUCAUCUUUGACAGCCCCUAGUCUUGGGAUGUGGAGACGAUCGGGUGAUUUUCUUGAGUAGCACUUUGCGACAAGAAGAAGAGAGACGGUAUUCAAUUCUUUUCAUAUGGUUUUCUUCUACUAACUUGUCAUUGGAAAUACUCUAUGUUAGGGCCUUUUUUCCCGUGAUUCAUGGAAAUGCACCAGUUUGAGAUUUUAUCACCAAAACAAGUAGAAAGUUUUGCAAAAAACUUGAUACUUGGACUUGGUUUCUUUGCUUUUCUUCUAAUGCACAACAGUUUUAGAUAGUUAACAGGAGUAGUGGAAGGGGCACAUAUUGUCUUCCAGCAGGUGCUUAAAGUCACCGAAUAGGCGAACACCUUUAUUUAUAUUCGCUUUCUUUCUGUACUUGGGUGUAUGGUUGGGUGGUUUUUGGUUUGCUUGCAUUGUUGAAGUCAUGGGAACUGAUACUAAGUAACUGUCCCAAGUUUCUACCAUCAUCAUGUUAUUUUCACUAUCGUUUCGGGGAUUGAAACAUGAGACCUUCUACUGUCGCGCAUUUUUUUAAUUGAAUAAAAAACCAUGUCUUUUGCCGGAUUUAUCCAGAAGUUGUGCUUACUUUCUCACAUUUUCAAU